UUAAAGUCAGGCAACACAUGUAUUGUAUUUCAUAAUUUCCCUUUUUAACAGCAACAUAGCAGUGUGUACUGGAGGAAAGGAACCAAACAAGCUCUCAGUGAUCUCAAUCCAGGAAAAAGUUUGCAUGAACCUCUGCAGGUUCAGGGAUGAAUUUGAUGGACAUAUUCAGCGAGCAGUGGUCGGAGUCCGGCGAGCAGUGGUCGGAGUCCGGCGAGCAGUGGUCGGAGUCCGGCGAGCAGUGGUCGGAGUCCGGCGAGCAGUGGUCGGAGUCUAGCGAGCAGUGGUCGGAGUCUAGCGAGCAGUGGUCGGAGUCCAACGAGCAGUGGUCGGAGUCCAGCAAGCAGUCUUCAGAGUCCAUCAAGCAGUGGGUGGAGUCCGGCGAGCAGUGGUCGGAGUCCAGCGAGCAGUGGUCGGAGUCCGGCGAGCAGUCUUCAGAGUCCAUCAAGCAGUCUUCGGAGUCCAGCGAGCAGUGGUCGGAGUCCAACGAGCAGUGGUCGGAGUCCAGCGAGCAGUGGUCGGAGGCCGGCAAGCAGUCUUCAGAGUCCAUCAAGCAGUCUUCGGAGUCCAGCGAGCAGUGGUCGGAGUCCAGCGAGCAGUGAUCGGAGUCCAACGAGCAGUGGUCGGAGUCCAGCAAGCAGUCUUCAGAGUCCAUCAAGCAGUGGUCGGAGGUCACUGUCCCUAACCUGGAGGCGAGACGGCGAGCCCCUGUUCCAUCAUCAGGUUUUUUGGUAACAUUCCCUAUGAUAUAGCAUCAUACGUACACUGGUGUUUAUUGGUGUGUCUAUUCUCCUGGAGAAAGAAUGGAAAUCAACUUUUGACCUUAGAAUGGGCACAUGAAAGGGUGGUCGUGUAUGGCUCAGUUGUUAAAGAAUGGUACUUGCAACACCAGGAUUGUGGGUUUGAUUACUGGGACCACCCAUACGUAAAAUGAAUGCAUGUAUCACUGUCACUUUGGGUAUAUGGCAUAUAUUAGAGGGUGUUUCAUAUUUUUUAUUGUAAAAUAAUAAAUUUUUGGUAAAAGGGUUUGGGUGGGGUCAUGUGUGCAUAGUGUCACCCAGUCUUUGCUAUCACCUCAUGUUUGUAUUUGAAGAGUUGCAGGUCAGCCUGAGGGCUCCAGCUAUAACUGGGUAAACAACUGGGGCCAUCGACCCAGCUCUCCUCGUCUGUCUUUAGAUAUGACUCAGCCAUAUAAAGGCGACCACUGGUCCAGCUACAAUCUCCACAGGAAAAGCUGAUGACUCCUAAAGCUAACGCUGGGUAAUAUAUAUUAUAAACUGGGUGGUUUGAGCUCUGAAUGCUGAUUGGCUGAACCCCGUAGUGUAUCAGACCGUAUAAGGGAAUAACUCGCUGCUCUGACCUCCUCUUCUUAUAUACCUCACCUGGAUCCCCUCCACAGGGGCCUGUCUCUCCUUACUAUUUCACUCGCUAUGGCUUCUCAGCGGACUGCAAAGUGGUGGCGUUCCCUGGGGACAACCCAGGUUGCUCUGUAGCUGUCUUUGUCAGGGGCUUCUGUUUUGAUUUCCUCCUCCUGUCAUUCUGUCAUUUGGCCUCUGGGUGGCAGUAGCACUGUACUGAUGGCAUUGAUCUGCUCCACUAAUCCUCAGCUCCUCCACUCCUAUUCUACACAUGGAUGUUGUGUAGAUUCUAAUGUGAGUGCAUGGCGGCGGUGGUCACAUGUUCACCCUCUUCCCAGGCAGCUGGAUAUGAACCCGAUGAACAGAGAGAGGAGCUGGCCCCUCGCCAAGCAAGCAGCACUUGUUUAGGACCACGACCAUUCCUGCCUGUGCUGUGUGCUGCCCAUGUCUGUAGACUAGAAUGUCACGGCAGGCCAGCUGAGCAUAAACACAGACCCUGACAGGCUUCAGCCCGCUCCGCCCUCUACGCUAGUCCGCUCAGCAGUGUCAUCUGCGUAAAAGGGGCUUUGCGACCAAUAAAAAGACGGGCAACGCCCAGAUCGCAGGUGUGUGGCCAGCCUGAGGCACAGUCCAUUGAGAUUGAACUCUUUCAGUACAGCUCGGUGUGAGCAGUCAAACAAUAGCAAAUGGACUAAUUGAUACAGCUGUGCAAUUGCCUGGCUAUAAUUCAUUUUGAUCAAUGGUGUGAUACAGUAUGUCAAGGUAGGCAGGAUACAUAAGGGGAUGGUUAGUGCAGUAAAAAUGGAAGGAGGCUUCAUGCUAAGAUUUAAAAUGGUUUUCCAAUUGAUAUAUACACUGAACUGAAAUAUAAAUGCAACGUAAAGUGUUGAUCCCAUGUUUCAUGAGCUGAAAUAAAAGAUCCCAGAAAUGUUUCAUACGCACAAAAGGCUUAUUUCUUUCAAAUUUUGUGCACACAU
Molecule: messenger RNA, 2332 nt
Organism: Oncorhynchus nerka (sockeye salmon)
Lineage: Eukaryota; Metazoa; Chordata; Actinopteri; Salmoniformes; Salmonidae
Product: bifunctional endo-1,4-beta-xylanase XylA-like
Exons: 2
Coding region: 147-599 (150 amino acids)
Source: RefSeq, a predicted model, not a curated record